Molecule: messenger RNA, 1045 nt
Organism: Impatiens glandulifera
Lineage: Eukaryota; Viridiplantae; Streptophyta; Magnoliopsida; Ericales; Balsaminaceae
Product: lon protease 2-like
Exons: 1
Coding region: 45-872 (275 amino acids)
Source: RefSeq, a predicted model, not a curated record
UCUUUCCUCUCUGGUUUCAUUCUGUAUUGCUUUCUAGCUCAACAAUGGCACUCCAUCAUCAUUUACUUCCCACGCCGCCGUCUCUCCCACUCAAACCCUCCUUAAACCCUAAUCAUCUCACCUCCGCCCUUAAAUUCCUUCCUCCCUUACUAUCUCUUACCCAAACUCGCUUCCGCCGCCGUAGGAAUCGUGCAUGCUUCUCGGAGAAGCAUCACACAGCUUCUCCAGGAUCGAACGACGUCGUCGAGCUACCACUAUUCCCUCUCCCUCUCGUUCUCUUCCCCGGCGCGAUUCUUCCUCUUCAAAUAUUCGAGUUUCGGUAUCGUAUAAUGAUGCACACUCUUCUUCAGACAGAUCUUAGAUUCGGCGUUAUAUACUCCGACACCGUCUCCGGCACCACCGACGUCGGUUGCGUCGGAGAGAUUGUCAAACACGAGAAACUAGCCGAUGACAGGUUCUUCAUUAUUUGUAAAGGCCAGGAACGAUUUCGUGUUACGAAAUUGGUUCGGACGAAACCCUAUUUGGUGGCGGAGAUUACUUGGCUUGAAGACAGACCGUCGGGUGAUGUUGAAGAAGACGCGGAGGAGCUGGCGAACGAGGUUGAGACGAAUAUGAAAGACGUGAUUCGAUUAUCUAAUCGGUUGAACGGGAAACCGGAAAAGGAGGUGCCGGAUUUGCGGCGUAACAUGUUUCCGACACCGUUUUCGUUCUUUGUCGGUAGCACGUUCGAAGGAGCGCCUAGAGAACAGCAGGCAUUGCUUGAAUUAGAGGAUACAGUGUUGAGAUUGAAAAGGGAGAAAGAAACAUUGAGAAAUACUCUGAAUUACUUGACUGCAGCAUCCGCUGUUAAAGAUGUGUUUCCAUCUUCAUGAAAUCCAAGGUAUCUUACUGUUUCUUUUUGUUUUUCUCCCUAGUAUCUAUCUAUAUGAACAUGGAAGGAUACAUAAUUGUAAAUUAAUUUUGAUGUUUCUAAUAGGGUUUCUCUCUAAGUGCAUACUUUUAUCAAACCUAGUAGUAAAUUGUACAUAAAAAUGGAGUAUUUGUU